Molecule: messenger RNA, 288 nt
Organism: Strongylus vulgaris
Lineage: Eukaryota; Metazoa; Nematoda; Chromadorea; Rhabditida; Strongylidae
Source: the annotation of a GenBank genome assembly
AUGGCUGGUUCCAUGACGAAAACAAGGGAGCGACUGUACACCGAGAGGUUCUUCGUCACUAAAACCACUAAGGGCAUUGUUCAAUUUAUCGAUCGACACAUGGUCAUUCGAAUAUUCGCCGAUUCGGCGUUCUUCGCAGUUGAUCGGCCAGCUGCACGAAGCCCGAUCCGAACGGGGAUUGCCCAGGCUGCCAAUGGGACCAACACGGCUGGUCGUCGUUCUUCAAAACGAACAGCUGACGAUGCCGUUGUUGAACAACUUGCACACGCAAUGACUGCCCCGAUUUGA